This is a messenger RNA of Coffea arabica (coffee), 3150 nucleotides long. RefSeq names its product probable galacturonosyltransferase-like 7. The record is from RefSeq and is a predicted model, not a curated record. Gene Ontology annotation, molecular function: glycosyltransferase activity. Gene Ontology annotation, cellular component: Golgi apparatus. Lineage: Eukaryota; Viridiplantae; Streptophyta; Magnoliopsida; Gentianales; Rubiaceae.
AAAGGCCAAACAAAAAAAAAAAAAAAAGUUUUGAAAAAAAGAUAGAUAAAGUGGACAAAAUGAAAUUGGAAAGGAAAAAACUCAAAAACAGCAACUGCAACAGAAACCUCUCCCUCUCGCUCUCGCUCGCUGGCUCCAAUUAGGCUUCUAUUAGGAGCAGCAUUGUUCCUCGAUUGCCCGUGUGAGUUUGUGCUUUGCUUUCCACCCUUCUCCCUACCAAAGAAGAGGGAAAACCCAAAACAAUUAAAAAAAAAAGGAAAAGAAAAGAAAAUGAAGCUCCCCUAGAACCCCAGUUCUGCAGAGAGAAGCCACAACGGGAGACAACUACAAGUAGUGUGGCAGAGGGGGGAAGACAACUGCAGAGCACGUCGGCGCAAUUCAGUGCCAGCCAGGCAGCCCUAGGUGGCGUUGGUUGUGUUCGUUUAUGGGUUCCUCUCGCCUAUUUCUCUCCGUUGGACUGGCGGAGCGUUCUACGGUAUCCUCCUCCUGCCGACUGAAUCCCGUUGACGUUACUCUGAGAGAGAAAUAAGAGAGGGAGAACUAACAACUGCCGUAAGUAAACCAAAUCACCUUAUCCUAAACCACCACCACUCCCCCUCCAACAAAAAAAAAAAAAAAGAAAGAAAGAAAUUAUUGUGCUGUCGGUGAGAACAGAGGAAAAAUUUUCUUUUCCCCCUUUAUCUUCGUCUAUCGUUAACUCUGGCGGACAUAAGAGGAACCGAAGCGUUCCUCUUUUCUUCCCUGUAUUCUCGAUUAUUGGAUCGUUUGGGUUUCAAAUCCAAGAAAAAGAAAAGAAACCGGUUAAAGAUGCUGUGGAUUAUGAGAUUCUCGGGUUUUUUCUCCGCGGCCAUGGUGUGGAUAGUUCUAUCCCCCUCCCUGCAAUCUUCCCAACCCGCAGAAGCCAUUAGAUCCUCCCAUCUCGACUCCUACCUCCGAUUAUCCACCACCCAGAUUCCGCCUCCCUCUCCCGAUCGUUUCUCCUUCCGGAAAGCCCCUCAAUACCGCAAUGCGGACGCCUGCACCUUCAAUGUUGAUUCUACAUUGGGGGAGAUUGGCGUCUGCGAUCCCUCUUUAGUCCACGUAGCCAUUACCCUGGACGUCGAGUACCUCCGGGGAUCAAUUGCGGCCGUGCAUUCCAUUUUGCAGCACUCCAUGUGUCCCCAGACUAUAUUCUUCCACUUCUUGGUGUCGGAGCCCGGCCUUGAAAGCCUAGUCCGCUCCACUUUCCCUCAGUUGAAUUUCAAGGUUUAUUACUUCGAUCCCCAGAGGGUGCGGAGCCUGAUCUCCACCUCCGUCCGGCAAGCCCUGGAGCAGCCUCUGAACUACGCCAGGAACUAUUUGGCAGAACUUCUGGAGCCGUGCGUGCGGCGGGUCAUCUACCUGGACUCUGAUCUCAUCGUGGUCGAUGAUGUUUCCAAGCUCUGGUACACCAGCUUGGGGACGAAGACCAUCGGAGCCCCGGAGUACUGCCACGCCAACUUCAACAAGUACUUCACCGCAGCUUUCUGGUCGGACAGGAGAUUUUCGGACACGUUCUCCCGCCGGAAUCCCUGUUACUUCAACACGGGGGUCAUGGUGAUGGAUCUGGUCAAGUGGAGGCGGUUCGGGUACACCAAACAAAUAGAGAGGUGGAUGGAGAUCCAGAAGAUGAAUCGGAUCUACGAGCUGGGUUCACUGCCGCCAUUCUUGCUGGUGUUUGCUGGACACGUGGCGCCCAUAGAGCACAGGUGGAACCAGCACGGCUUGGGCGGGGAUAAUGUCAGGGGAAGCUGCCGGGACCUCCAUCCGGGUCCUGUCAGCCUUCUCCACUGGAGCGGCAGCGGGAAGCCGUGGCUGCGCCUCGACUCCAAGCGGCCGUGCCCGCUCGACUCCCUGUGGGCCCCGUACGACCUCUUCGGAAAUUCGUCGUGAAUUCCAACCCCAUAUUUUUAGAUUUUUUUGGUUUUCUUUUUGUACUCGCCGGUAAAUUCCUCGAUUCAACUGUUUUUUUCCACUUAUAUUUUUUUUUCCAAUCUUUAUUUUAUACUAUCGUCUCCUACAUAUAUUUUUUUUCUUUUUGGGUUUUGGUUUGAUUUUAUUCCUCUUCUCUUUUUUUUUUUUUUAAAAAAAAUAAUAAUUAACUCGCAGUAUUAGUAUGAUGAUGACUAUUAUUAUACGUUGAAGGGAGGCGUCCAGUUCCAUCUGGUAGUUUUGUCCUUGUGAAAAAAAUAAAAAUAAAAUAUUGGAGGGAAAGGGAUAUUCGGUUCAAUUCAUGUUUUUAGUUUUUGUACGCUAAAGAAUCAACCUGGUGGCGAAUUGGAAUUGGUUUUUGCGUUGAAUGGCGACAAUUUAAUGGUGUUGAUAUGUACUAAACAGAUGUAGGAGUAUUAUAUAUUAUGCAUAGCUCUGUAACUCACCGGAAAAUCUUUUUAGUUGGGAUUUGAUCGGAUUGCUUUUACUUUGCACUUGUCAUAACUACCCUUCACUCUGGUUUAUCUUCAGGGAACAAUAAUAAAUAUUUAUGUGUAUUUGCAGCUAUCGGCUGCUGAUCUUCAAUUUGAAUUUUUCGUUACAAAUUGUGGCGUGAGUUGAGUGAUCAAUCCUCUGUGGAUAUUGAUCCUUUGUUCUUUUUUUUUUUUUCUGUGAGAGUUUAACUUUUGUUGUUGCGAUGGAGGGAGGCGGCACCGGUGUACGAAUUAUUCGGUAUUCCUACUACCAUUUGCUGCAGGGAUUUUGAUGCAGCUGAUAGUCUGCGCCUUGGGGCGGUCUGGUGGGGGCAACGGCAAUAGCAACGGCUGGCAAAGCAUUGGGUGCCCGCCGGCGGUUAUGGUGAAGUAAGUGUGCGUUGGAAGAAUCUGGAUUGCGAGUUAUUAGGAGAGAGGUUUUCUUUUUUCUUUUUUCUUUUUUUUUUGGCUUUCGGGUAAGAAAGGAUUUUGGAUAUGUGGACGUGGUGGAUUGGAUGGUGGAUAUGGAUGUGGAUGCGGGUACCCAUCGGGGGGUGUCGGUGUGCUUUGGUGGCAGCGGCGGAUGGCUUGUGACGUUGUGAGUUUUUUGGUCUACUUUGACGUUCUCGUGGUGUGGGCAUAGGUGGCGAUACCUUCAAUUUCUUUUCUCUUUAUUUUGGUUUAAAUUUUAUACUUAAUUGAUUCAUAAGUAGCAAGUAUUAUGCAG